AUGGAGUCAAUAAAGCUUCAAAACCUUCUCGAGAAACAUUCCCAAAAAAAAAACGCCAUUAUCCACUCAACACAUCAAGGAAUUAUUGAAGAAUUAACAUUUGAAACUGUUUUUGGUAUAUCUAUUAAACUAAAACAAUUUUUAUUGGAUAACAUCCCACCAAGUUCAGAGGUGAGCAGGGAUUCCGAAGGAAACAUUUGCUUUGGGCUUCUAAUGGAAAAAAACAUCUUUAUACCUUCAAUUAUUAUAUGUUUUCAGGAUUUGAACUACUCAUUUGUGUUUCUAACAACCAAAACAUUAGAGGAUACCAUAAAAGCGGUAAAUAUAGCAUGGCUACUUUCAAUAGACAAUGAAGUUUCAGCCAACCAUUUUCAUCUGAAAAACAAAUUGAAAAUAUCUGGUGAAAAAAAUAUUGAAUUAUGGAAAAACGAUUCUACUAAUCAUAAUUAUUUGCCUAAAGAUAUUUUUUGUAUUAUGCAAACUUCAGGCUCCACAGAAGAAAAUAAAAUUGUAUAUGUGCCAUAUAACUGCAUUGAAAAGAACGUAAUAAGUUUGAAUAAAUUUUUCAAUGUCUCAAGUGAUGACACCAUUUACUGGGGCACACCUUUGACUUUUGAUCCAACUUUAGUAGAAUUGUUAUUGGGAAUAAUGUAUGGAGCUGCCUUGCUUAUUGUACCAAAGAGCACUGCGCUUAAUCCAGUUGUUUUAUAUGAAAUAUUAUUUAGAGUGAAUUUGGUUACUUUUUUGCAAGUAGUGCCAUCGAUUUUCUUAAGAUGGGCUAAGCAGCAAGUGUCCGAUAUACUCUUAAAUUCAUCUUUAAAAAUAUUAGCAUUUGGAGGAGAACCAUUUCCCCAAGAAAUACUCAGCUACAAAAGAAACCCUGAAUUAAAAUUAUUCAAUUUAUAUGGUGUAACGGAAUUAUCUUGUUGGGCAACUAUUGCGGACUUAUCCUCUCAUUCUUACCAAAGUGAAGUUCCUUUAGGCAUUAGUUUGGAUGGAACAUUUAUUGAAAUUAAACACAAAGAGGAGGACGUUUUUGGUGAAAUUUGUAUUGGUAGCCAAACGAGGCAGUGCUUUUUAAAUGCGACAAAAAACAAAAAUCUGCCUUGUAUAGUUGAAACAGGAGAUUUGGGUGAAUGGAAAAACGGUGAUUUAUUUUAUAGAGGUCGUAAAACGCGAGUAAUUAAAAGAUUCGGCCAUAAAGUCGCUUUGCAUAAAUUAGAAGAAAUUAUUUUUGAUCGCAUGGGACUUUUAAGCCGCCUAAUUUUUAAUGCAACUCACAAGAAGUUGUUGGCUUUUGUUAAAAUCGAAAAGCAUUAUAAUGAACAAGGAAAACUUCGUUUGAUAGACAAAUUGAGAGUGAAAUUAAUACACACACUUCCUGAAUAUAGUAUUCCAGAUUUUUUAGAUGUUUUAGCUGAAUUCCCUCUAAAUAAUCAUGGAAAAAUUAGUGAUAAAUGCUUAGUGAAGAUUUACGAAAACAAAAUUGACUCUUUGUAUAAAGCUAAAAGUAAUAGUGAAAUUUUUUUGGAUACUUUAACUAACUUUUUGAAAAUUCCACUAUCAAAAAAUCUACAAUUCAAAUUCACAGAAUUGGGUGGAAAUUCUUUAACGCUUAUGCAAUUUCUGCAAACAUUUAAGGAACAAAUUCAUGGAGAUAUUCCUGGGGAAUUAGUCACUUUGCUCUUAAAUGAUAGUAUCAAAAAGUGUCUUAACUUUAUUGAGCAGACUAUGAGUGUGAAAAGAAAACUUUCCAGUCCUAUUAGAGAUAAUAGAGAAACUAAAAUUUUGAAAAUAAUUGAUGGGGAGCCAGAAGAUUGUGUUUUAUGGAAAUUUAAUCUAAAAGGGUGUGUUGAUUCUGCUCCACUGGCUUUCAAACGAGGCAAUAAUAUUUUUGUUGCUUCUGGCAGUUAUGCUCAAAUUUUCUCGAUUAUUUCUGAAAGUGGUACUGAAUAUUUAACACUCAAUAUGCCUAGCGAAAUAGAGGCUCAGCCAUGCGUUUCAAGCUGCGGAAACUUUAUUUUUAUUGGUUGCGCUGAUGGUUUUAUGUAUGCCAUUGAUUUAAUUCAAAAAAAUAUUUUUUGGAAAUAUCAGACACUGGGAAGGAUUAGAAGUGGAGCUUAUUUUUGUGGAAAUUCCAUUAUAUUUGGAUCGUAUGACGAGUAUUUGUAUUGUUUAGAAAAAGAGAGUGGUGCAUUAAAUUGGAAAACUAAACUUCUUGGCAGUAUCAGAGCAGAUCCUAUAGUAAAUGUAAACUCGAUAUUUGUGGGUACAAUAAAAGGCAUGUGUUAUGGUUUGAAUAGAAAAAAUGGUUCAGUAACUUGGACUUAUAAAAUCGAAGGGCCUGUUUUUGGAUCUCCUUGUCUGCUGCUCGAGGAUUGCACUGUGUGGGGUAGUGUGACUGGUAAACUUUAUUGCUUCACUGCCAAAGGAGUUCCUAAAUGGACACUUGAUAUAGAGGGACACAUUUUUUCUUCUUUAAUUUGCCAUACAAAUGUGAUUUAUUUUGGAUGUGAUGAUUCUUAUAUUUAUAAAGUAACUCCAGAUUGUGAAAUAUCCAAAUUUGCUAAGCUUGAAUCGGCAAUUUCUUCAUCCCCUUUUGUGUAUGAGUAUGAACAGAAAAUAUUUAUAGUUUGCACAUGUAACAGUGGAGUCUUAUAUGUCAUAGAAGACUGUACUGGAACAGUCAUAUUUAGGAUGCAAUUACCUUCCGAAAGUUAUUCUUUACCCUAUGUGCUCGAAAAUCAAAUUUAUGUGGGCUGUAGAGAUGAUAAUUUAUAUUGCAUAAAUAUUGAUCGGGUUUUAAUAAAAUACGAAAACUCUUAA
This is a messenger RNA of Ceutorhynchus assimilis (cabbage seed weevil), 2826 nucleotides long. Lineage: Eukaryota; Metazoa; Arthropoda; Insecta; Coleoptera; Curculionidae. The record is from the annotation of a GenBank genome assembly.